Molecule: messenger RNA, 447 nt
Organism: Pseudogymnoascus destructans
Lineage: Eukaryota; Fungi; Ascomycota; Leotiomycetes; Thelebolales; Thelebolaceae
Exons: 1
Coding region: 1-447 (148 amino acids)
Source: RefSeq, a predicted model, not a curated record
AUGUCAUCAUCCAGCUGGAAUCUAGCAACUGGGGAGGACGACUGGGAAUCCUGCGCCCCGGAAAUGACAAACGCUUCCACUACGCCCCCUCCAAAGUACUCAUCGUUUCAAAUGACCGGCAACAUUGAGACUGGCAGUAGCAGUACACUCCAACAAGAAAGUUUACAUAACGAGCACCAGAUCGACUUAGAAAAUGGCCAACUCCAGUCCACGCCUGGUUCAAGAUGGCGUGCGAAGAUCUCCAGCCCAGUCAAGAGGCUCUACAAUCGAAUACCAGUCAAGAAGAUUUGCAGCCACGUCACACUCGGAAAUAUUGGCAAUUGCAUUGGAAUAGCUAUUCUUGGCUUUUUCGGCCUUAGUGCCGCUAUUAUACUCGGGGUUUUGAUGUGGGAUUUGGUCGUUAGUGUGGUAGUAGGCCGCGUCAGGAUUCCCGAUGGGGCUGAUUAG